Molecule: messenger RNA, 636 nt
Organism: Parathielavia appendiculata
Lineage: Eukaryota; Fungi; Ascomycota; Sordariomycetes; Sordariales; Chaetomiaceae
Exons: 2
Coding region: 1-636 (211 amino acids)
Biological process (GO): cytoskeleton-dependent cytokinesis
Cellular component (GO): dynactin complex
Source: RefSeq, a predicted model, not a curated record
AUGGACAAUACGCUGCAUGAGACAACUCUAGCGACCAUCUCUCUACUCGAGGAGCGGCUACUGCGAAUCGAGCAUAUCCUCUACGGCCCAUCCACACCUCCCGCUCAACCCCCGCAAGAGCCAGCAACAAGCUCGCUGGCCGAGCUCGAACGGCGUUUUAAUAAACUUGUCCGCCACUUCCGCGUCUACGCCGAGAUUCUCAAGAUCUAUAAAUCCCACCCCUCCCUCUUUCAACCGCCCUCCCCCUCCAGCAUCACUUCUCCUCCCGAACUCCCACCAACCCAGCUCUCCCCAGUGGCCGUGCGCGCGACAGUCCUUGCCUACGCGACGGCCUUCCCGAGCGUGGCAUCCUCCCUCACGGCCGCGACAUCCGACACUCCGAUCCCCGACGCGAAACAGAGCGCCGCGCUGGCGGCGCUGGGCCCGCGCAUGCGCGGCAUUGAGGCGCUGCAGCUGGCCCAGACGGCCGAGAUAUCGGAGCUGAGGGCGCGGAGCGAGAGGGCGGUGCGGGCGUGGUACGAGGGCGGCGUGCUGCGGUACGGGGUCAAGCUCGCGGACGUGGAGGGCCGGCUGGAGAAGGUCGCGCGCGGCGUCAGGAGGGUGGAGAGGGCGCGGGCGGAGGCGGAGAAGGUUUGA